This is a messenger RNA of Vigna radiata var. radiata (mung bean), 1374 nucleotides long. RefSeq lists its product as uncharacterized. The transcript has a single exon. The record is from RefSeq and is a predicted model, not a curated record. Lineage: Eukaryota; Viridiplantae; Streptophyta; Magnoliopsida; Fabales; Fabaceae. Bases 1 to 1374 code for a protein of 457 amino acids. Gene Ontology annotation, molecular function: nucleic acid binding; RNA-DNA hybrid ribonuclease activity.
AUGGCUCGCCCAACUGAGGGAUUCGAGUUACAAAUCUACUUGGCUGCAUCCAACCACUCGAUAAGUGCAGCCCUCAUCCAGGAAAGUCCAGACUUUAAGCUGAUAUACUUUAUCAGUCGAACCCUACAAGGAGCAGAGGAAAGAUAUUCUCAGGUGGAAAAGGUGGCGCUAGCCUUGCUGACAGCAGCACGACGUCUCCGGCCGUAUUUUCAGAGUCAUCAGAUAGUCAUCCGGACAAACCAUCCAAUCGCUAAGAUUCUCAGGAAGCCUGACUUGGCGGGAAGGAUUGUAGCCUGGGCGAUCGAGCUAUCUGAAUUCGGCCUACGAUAUGAACCACAAGGUUCCGUUAAAGGCCAGCACCUGGCUGAUUUUGCGGCUGAAGUCUGCCGACCGGGGGAACCAAACAUUUGGCAUCUAAAUGUGGAUGGAUCUUCAGACAGAAGAGGAGGAGGAGCUGGCAUUGUGCUCGAAGGACCGGACGACCUACUGGUCGAACAGGCGAUCAGCUUUAACUUCCAACUUAGCAAUAACCAGACAGAAUAUGAAGCUCUCAUUAGCGGAUUAUUGCUGGCCAAAGAGUUGGAAGUCAAUCAUCUGGAAUGCAGAAUGAAUUCUCAACUAGUUGUUCGACAACUCAAUGGAACUUUCCAGGUCAAAGACGAUCACCUGCUACGCUAUUAUCACAAGGUUAGUGAUUUAAUCAAAUCAUUUACUAGUUUUUCUGUGACCCACAUACCCAGGGCACAAAACUCCCGGGCGGAUCUGUUAUCGAAGUUGACCCACUCCCGCGAGAAGUCGCAACUCUCUUCGGUAAUUAAAACCACACUGCAUAAGCCGUUGUUGGAAACAUAUACCACUAACGUGGCUGCACCACGAACUGAUUGGCGGCAGGACAUAAUUCAACUGAUGGUCCAACAAGAACAGGGCGGACAGGUCAGUAUCACUGAUUCUAAACGAAUCGCCCGUUACAUGUUCGUGGGUGAUGAUUUGUACCGGCGAGGUUAUACUACCCCGUUGCUGAAAUGUUUGUUCGACGAAGAAACUAAGUACGUCAUGCAAGAAUUACAUCACGGCGUUUGUGGUUCACAUUUGGGGAAAAGGAUGAUGAAGGCCAAGAUUCUACGAGCCGGCUUUUACUGGCCCUCUAUGGAGCAAGAUUGUGCGGCAUUCGUACAGAAGUGUAUCUCCUGCCAGUCUCACGGACAUAAUCUACGAAUUCCUCCUUCUGAACUACAUGAAAUCAUCUCCCCGUGGCCCUUCGCGCAGUGGGGAAUGCAUAUAGCCGGCCCGCUACCGGUCGGCAAAGCACAAUGCAAAUACCUCUUGGUAGCGGUCGAUUACUUCACCAAAUGGAUUGAAGCAGAGGCCCUCUGA